CGUUGGGCGCGGGCCGCCGGUUGGGAGCUGUCCCGGCCCGGCCCGGCCGACGUGGGACCAUGGGCAACCUGCAGUCGGAGACGCCCCCCGAGCUGGAGCCCCGCCGGGGCAAGACCAAGCCAGAGGCCGGGGGCUCGGGCGCCACGACCGUGGGUGGCAGGGAGGCGCCGGCACCGGGCAAGAGUGGCACCAAGAAGCCCAAGCUGAAGCUGUCGUCCAUGGGGGGCUCCAGCGUGGCCCCAGAGCCUGGCCACGGCGACAGGGAGCUGGGGGGCCACACCGAGCUGCCCCCGAAGCCGGCAGGCGCGGAGGGCACGAGCCAAGCCACGACCCCGCCAGCCCCGCUCUCAGAUGCCCAGGGAGACCCCCCGGGCCCGGCCUUACGGGGGUUGCUGAAAGCCAUCACCGCCCCCCGGAGCCCGCUGGAGCCGGGGGCGCAGGCGCCGGAGCCCAGCCGGGCACCCGAAGGGGUGCAGAAGGUGGUGGAGCAGGUCCUGCGCCUCUUCUGCCAGGUCACCUUGCAGCCGGGACCGCCGGCCCCGCUGCCCGGGCUGGAGCAAGAGCUCAGCUGCCUCACCCAGGCCUUCCUGGACCAGUUCCAGCAGCUCAGCUUGGCGGAGCGGAGCCCCAGCCCGGCGCCCGCCCCGGAGGAAAACACCGCGCCACGGGCACCGACCCCCGCCCCGCAGCCAUGGCAGCUGGGCCCCGGGUCCCUGCCAGCCCUGGAAGCCGUGCCAGAGGCUGGGCCCCGGGCUGAGGAGCUCCGUGCCCCGUCGGCACCCGCCUGCCUGGGGCUGCAGGUGGAUGCACCGGAGCAGCCGGCCACGGAGGCACCACCGGCAGCUCCCGAACCCGCCCCAGCACCGAAGGGUGUCAAGGAGGGCGGUGGCAACAGCAGUCGUGGCCGUGGCCGCGCCAAGCCCCGCAAGCCGCCGGCGCCAAAGGGCAAAGCUGCGAAGAAGAGCAAAGGCGCCGAAGCCGAGAGGCAGGGGCCGGAGCUGCCAGGUCCCGGGGAGCCAGAGAAGGCACCGGAGCUGCCCAUGCCUUCCCCGGAGCUGCCCACGUCCCGCUGGCCGCCCUUCCACGUGGGCACGGCCUGCACCCGCCGGUGCCACUGCAAGCACCAGGCGCGCAGGAGGCUGCCCCCCAACGUCGCUGCCUGGUUAAACCCCUCUGCCAACCACCUGGCCGAGCCCCCCUGGGUGUCCACUGCCAUCCUGGCCGGGUCGCUGGUAGCCGGCACCGAGUUCCUCAUGGAUGCCUACGAGCAGCCGGCCGGAGACGAGGACUGAGCCCUGCUUCAUCCCCUCCAAAAGCAAUAAACAAACCCUAGUCGUGGCUCCCCCUCGUGUCUGCUUCGGUCAUGGCUUGGGGGAGAAGCCCCUACCGCCGCCCUGCGUUGAGCGUGCUGCACGGACCUGCCAAGGCUGCUCGAACUGGCAGCAGGAGCCGAGCAGGG
This is a messenger RNA of Alligator mississippiensis (American alligator), 1459 nucleotides long. RefSeq names its product gametogenetin (gene GGN). The transcript has 3 exons. Bases 60 to 1292 code for a protein of 410 amino acids. Gene Ontology annotation, biological process: gamete generation; double-strand break repair. The record is from RefSeq and is a predicted model, not a curated record. Gene Ontology annotation, molecular function: ubiquitin protein ligase binding. Lineage: Eukaryota; Metazoa; Chordata; Crocodylia; Alligatoridae.